Messenger RNA from Aspergillus melleus, 615 nucleotides. RefSeq names its product ATP synthase subunit H (gene ATP14). Gene Ontology annotation, biological process: proton motive force-driven ATP synthesis. The record is from RefSeq and is a predicted model, not a curated record. Lineage: Eukaryota; Fungi; Ascomycota; Eurotiomycetes; Eurotiales; Aspergillaceae. The transcript has 3 exons. Bases 67 to 441 code for a protein of 124 amino acids.
CUUCGCAGAUUCCCUCUACCAAGUUCCCCCCUCCCCUCCCUUAUUCACCACCUCCUCCCCGUCGCGAUGAUGUCUCAGUCUCUCAGAGCGUCGCGCUCGCUCUUCUCCCGCGUUUCUCGCCAGCAGGUUUCUUCUGCCUCUCGCCGCACUUUCCUGACCUCCGCCGUCCGUCAGGCCGACCCCGUUCAGGAGCUGUACCUCCGCGAGCUCCGCGCCUACAAGCCUACCCCCGUCAAGCCCGGUGACGCCGAGGCUCACGUCCAGAAGUUCGCCGUUCCCGCUGCUCCCAAGUCGCCCGAAGAGGCCAACCUCGCCAACGAGCUGAAGUCCUACGAGAGCCAGGAGGUUGAGGUUGAGGGCCAGGCUGCCGCCGGCGAGGCCGCCCCCGCCGAGGAGAGCUGGUUCGAGGAGGAGCCCGAGGAGGAGGCUCAUGCCCACUAGGUUUAUUCUUUUGGUCCUACUGGCAAGGUCUGGGAAAACCACGUCGGGAUUUUAUAGGAUAAUGGACAUGAGACCGGACGACGUCUCCCAUCGGCCUUGAAGAAAAGUCCUGAAGGAACUUUGUAAAUUAAACCUACUUUGGAGGAUAUGAAUUUUUCCUUUUUCUCGUACAUU